AUGAUUGAGAAAUCAAAGGUGGGGAAGAUCAAGAGGUCCGCCACCAAGGACCGCCACACCAAGGUGGAGGGUCGUGGCCGGAGAAUCCGAAUGCCGGCUGCUUGCGCCGCGAGAAUCUUCCAAUUGACUCGAGAGCUUGGCCACAAGUCCGACGGCGAGAUCGUUAAAUGGCUUCUCGAGCGAGUCGAGCCAGCCAUCUUUGAAGCCACCGGAACUGGCACCGUCCCAGCCAUCGCCGUCUCCGUCAACGGCAGUCUGAAGAUUCCCACCACGCCACCGACCACCACUGAAGCCCAAGCCGCCAAAAAGAAGCGAAAGAGGGCUUGCACUAGCGAGUUCAUCGACAUGAGUGACUCGGCUCCGACUCCGGCUCCGUCGAAUUUCGCUCCGGUCACGACCAUGACGCCGCAAUGA
Camellia sinensis is the source of this 414-nucleotide messenger RNA. NCBI's taxonomy places the organism in Eukaryota, Viridiplantae, Streptophyta, Magnoliopsida, Ericales, Theaceae. The record is from RefSeq and is a predicted model, not a curated record.